UCCCCUCUCCUUUCAUAACACCACCACACCACACCACCGCCGUUCGAAUAUUCCAAGCUUGCGAUUGCGAGAGGGAGAGGGGAGGAGGGGAGCCGGGCGCGGAACCCUAAUUGCCUCCGUCGACUGCCAACAGGUGCGCCGCUUCCUCCUCGUCUGCCCCCCAUCUCUGCCUGUUCGCCCUUUAAAUACGGGGCAUUCUAGCUGUUGCGGUUGCGGGCUGCUGCGCCCGCCGAUUCGAGCUCACCAGGCAAGGGAGGUACAAUGCCACGAGCUAAUGAGAUGUUUAGGGCGGAUUCAAGAAUGUUGGUGGUCUUUGGUGCCUUGACAUCGAAACCACAGCAACUGACAUUUGAAGAAUCCCUCAGAUUUGUCAAGAAAGUGAAGGCCCACGAUUACAUUUUGUACUUGUCACUAUUUGAUAUUCUUGGCAGAAUGGAACUGUCCCAGCUCGAUGCCUACCGAGAGUUACAGCUGCUGUUUCGAAAUCACCCAGAUUUGUGUGAAGAGCUUGAGAAGUUCAGACCACCUGCGCCUACAAAGCACGCAACGAACAACAUCUGGCCCUGGAUUUUCGUGUGUGCCGUCCCAUUGGUCGCAGUAAGCCUAAUCCCGGCGCUUGGAAACCCAGUACUGUGGUUUGUUCAACAAACUAUUGGCGAAAACUUGGCCGCGUGAUUCAAGCACCAGUGCAGUACAUAUAUAUAUGCAGUUGACCUCCAAUUAUUUGCCCCAUCAUAAUCGAACUGAUAGCCUUUAUAUAUAUGUAUAUAGUUAGUUAGACUGGCAUUCUGGAAGGAACUCGGUUCUCGCAAGAAAUUUAGUCGUGCAACCGUGCAAGUCUCAUCAAACGUUACUCAUCUCCAUUUAAGUUGGGUUCAAGUGCUAAAUCCAAACUUCCAUGGCU
This is a messenger RNA of Panicum hallii, 904 nucleotides long. RefSeq lists its product as uncharacterized. The record is from RefSeq and is a predicted model, not a curated record. Lineage: Eukaryota; Viridiplantae; Streptophyta; Magnoliopsida; Poales; Poaceae. The transcript is spliced from 4 exons. The coding region runs from base 262 to 675 and encodes 137 amino acids. Gene Ontology annotation, biological process: regulation of DNA-templated transcription.